AUGUUAAUGUAUUUUGUCCUACAUUUUAAGGGACUCUGGAUUUUUAACUUGUACAGAGUACUUUACAUGGCCUCACCCAGCAACUACUCCACUGCUCCAGUCUCCGAAUUCCUCCUCAUCUGCUUCCCUAACUACCAGAGUUGGCAGCAUUGGUUGUCUCUGCCCCUCAGCCUCCUUUUCCUCCUGGCCAUGGGGGCCAACGCCACCCUCCUGCUCACCAUCCAGCUGGAGGCCUCUCUGCACGAGCCCAUGUACUACCUGCUCAGCCUCCUCUCCCUGCUGGACAUCGUGCUCUGCCUGACUGUCAUCCCCAAGGUCCUGGCCAUCUUCUGGUUUGACCUCAGGUCCAUCAGCUUUUCUGCCUGCUUCCUCCAGAUGUUCAUCAUGAAUUGCUUCCUUGCCAUGGAGUCCUGCACAUUCAUGGUCAUGGCCUAUGACCGCUAUGUGGCCAUUUGCCACCCACUACGAUACCCAUCCAUAAUCACCGACCAUUUUGUGGUUAGAGCUACCAUAUUUGUUGUGGCCCGGAAUGGCCUCUUUUUGCUUCCUGUUCCAGUCCUUUCUUCCCGACUCAGAUAUUGUGCAGGGAACAUCAUCAAGAACUGCAUCUGCACUAACCUGUCUGUGUCCAAACUCUCCUGUGAUGAUAUCACCUUCAACCGGCUCUACCAGUUUGUGGCAGGCUGGACCCUCCUGGGCUCUGACCUCAUCCUUAUUGUUCUCUCCUACUCCUUCAUCCUGAAAGCUGUGCUAAGGAUCAAGGCUGAGGGUGCUGCGGCCAAGGCCCUGAGCACGUGCGGUUCCCACUUCAUCCUCAUCCUCUUCUUCAGCACCGUCCUGCUGGUUCUGGUCAUCACUAACCUGGCCAGGAAGAGAAUUCCCCCAGAUGUCCCCAUCCUGCUCAACAUCCUGCACCACCUCAUCCCCCCAGCUCUGAACCCCAUUGUUUAUGGUGUGAGGACCAAAGAGAUCAAGCAGGGAAUCCAGAAACUACUGAGAAGGUUGUAA
Prionailurus viverrinus (fishing cat) is the source of this 1008-nucleotide messenger RNA. Its product is annotated as olfactory receptor 56A4. The transcript has a single exon. Gene Ontology annotation, molecular function: G protein-coupled receptor activity; olfactory receptor activity. Gene Ontology annotation, cellular component: membrane. Bases 1 to 1008 code for a protein of 335 amino acids. Gene Ontology annotation, biological process: G protein-coupled receptor signaling pathway. NCBI's taxonomy places the organism in Eukaryota, Metazoa, Chordata, Mammalia, Carnivora, Felidae. The record is from RefSeq and is a predicted model, not a curated record.